AUGUACAGAGGGGAGAGACAUUAUGAAUGCAAACAAUGUGGAAAGACAUUCACAAAUAACUCCAGUCUUGCUAAACAUCAGAGAAUCCACACUGGGGAGAAACCUUAUGAAUGCAAUCAAUGUGGAAAGACAUUCAGUCAGAGCUCCAGUCUUGCUGUUCAUCAGAGAAUCCACACUGGUGAGAAACCUUAUGAAUGCAAUCAAUGUGGAAAGACAUUUAGUCAGAGCUCCAGUCUUGCUUAUCAUCACAGAAUCCACACUGGUGAGAAACCUUAUGAAUGCAAUCAAUGUGGAAAGACAUUCAGUCAGAGCUCCAGUCUUGCUUAUCAUCAGAGAAUCCACACUGGGGAGAAACCUUAUGAAUGCAAGCAGUGUGGGAAGACAUUCAGUCAGAGCUCCAGUCUUUCUGUACAUCAAAGAAUCCACACUGGAGAGAAAUGUUAUGAAUGCAAACAAUGUGGAAAGACAUUCAGUCGGAGCUCAAAUCUUGUUGUUCAUCAGAGAGUCCACACAGGGGAGAAACCUUAUAAGUGCAACCAAUGUGGAAAAACAUUCAGUGAGAGGACUUCUCUUGCCAAACAUCAGAGAACCCACACUGGGGAGAAGCCUUAUGCAUGUAAGCAAUGUGGAAAGACAUUUAGUCACAGCUCCUCUCUUGCUGUACAUCAGAGAAUCCACACUGGUGAGAAACCUUAUGAAUGCAAGCAGUGUGGUAAGACAUUCAGUCAUAGUUCCAGUCUUGCUUGUCAUCAGAGAAUCCACACUGGUGAGAAACCUUAUGAAUGCAAGCAGUGUGGUAAGACAUUCAGUCAUAGCUCCAGUCUUGCUUGUCAUCAGAGAAUCCACAUUGGUGAGAAACCUUACAAAUGCAACCAGUGUGGAAAGACAUUCAGUGAGAGCACCUCUCUUGCCAAACAUCAGAGAAUCCACACUGGUGAGGAAUCUUAAGAAUACACAAGCUGUGUGCUAACAUGUUCACAUGUAGCUCCAGUCUUGACAUUCUGUGAAGAAAAUUUAUCCUCCUCCCCUUCUGUGGCAGCAUACCUGGUGUGAGCCUAAACUUGACUCAGACAUGAGGAUUGCAUGAAGGAUUGAGUGAGGAUAGAAUGAGAGCAGAAAAACGAAGUAACAGAGCAGAGAUCAUGCCCACCCUGGGCCACCUGAGCAAAAUUGAAAGGCAAGAUUGGCUCCUAAGAUGAAAUGUGUGAGUUAGUGGUUGGAGAAAAGGUUUAAGAAACUGAAGCAAGAGAGGAUAUCCAAGUUCUUUCAGUUUUGUUGCAAACUGGACUUCCCUGUGAGCAUGACUAAGGUGUCCUAAUGGUGACCACAGAAUAGCAAGCUGAAUGGAGCAGUGAGGAAGUAGCUCCUGUUUUUCAUCUUUUUUACCUACUACCUUAGAUAAAUUAAAAUGAAUUCAU
Molecule: messenger RNA, 1418 nt
Organism: Gracilinanus agilis (Agile Gracile Mouse Opossum)
Lineage: Eukaryota; Metazoa; Chordata; Mammalia; Didelphimorphia; Didelphidae
Product: zinc finger protein 2 homolog
Exons: 2
Coding region: 1-948 (315 amino acids)
Source: RefSeq, a predicted model, not a curated record